ACCCUAGGGCUUUUUCUACUCCCAAAAUCCGAUGAGAUUUAUUUGUUGAAUCUGGGUUUGAAUCUAGUUUUGAAUUUGUUCCCCGCUUGGCUGUCCUUGCUCUGUUUUAAAUUUUUCAUUUCAAUCUGGUUUUGAAUCUGGUCGUGUAAUCGCUGAAUAUUGACGCUUUUGAAUUUGGGAAUAUUUGCAUAGAGUUUAAUUUUUUUUCACUAGUUCUUGCUUGAAUGGUGUGAAAUUGGCUAUUAUACUUUCCUCUUCAUUUUGAUUACUAGCGACUUGUAUGAUUUGAUUGUCUUGUUAUGCAGGGUUGGAUUUGUUGUGUAUUGGCGUUCUGUUUAUUAAUUUUUUAAUAUUAUCAAUUUUAGAAAAUUCUCAGGCUAUUUUUGAUGUAUGAUCUUGUAAACGACUUGGCUCAAGUUGUGUCGAAGUAUCGGGAACAAAAAUUAAAAGGGUCCUUAUUUCUCCUAGGGCUUCGGAAAUAUUUAUAAAUAAUGGCGGCCUUGAAAGACCUUCUUCCCCCAGCGAAAUCAACGUCAACCUCAUAUUAUGACCACAGUAGUGAUCCGUGGUUCAAGCAGAGAUUCAGCAGCACAUCUGAGGCAGAAAAAUCGACAGUGAUUCAGCAUAAGCCUGUCCCUCCUUAUUUAAAGCGUGCGGGUUUUGUUCCUAGAAAGGUAGAGGAUUUUGGGGAUGGUGGAGCAUUUCCUGAGAUCCACAUUGCUCAGUACCCCCUUGACAUGGGGAGGGAUAAAUCGUCAAAACCAGGGUCAAAGAUUCUUCCUGUGACAGUUGAUGCCCAUGGGAAUGUAGCAUAUGAUGCAAUAGUGAAGCAGAAUGAAAAUGCUAAAAAAAUUGUAUAUUCACAACAGAAAGAUCUGAUACCAAAAUUUUUGAAGAAUGAUGAAGAAGAUGGUAUGGAUGAUGAGGAGGAGCAAAAAGAGAUUGAAGAAACAACACAGGAAACAAAAGCUGCACUUGAGAAGAUAGUUAAUGUGAGAUUGAGUGCAGCACAACCAAAGAAUGUGCCUAAACAGUCAUCUGAUGCAAAGUUUAUCAAGUAUAAGCCUUCACAACAAUCUGGAGCUUUUAAUUCCGGGGCAAAAGAGAGGAUUAUCAGGAUGGUUGAGAUGCCUGUGGAUCCACUUGAGCCUCCAAAGUUUAAGCAUAAGCGAGUUCCAAAGGCUUCUGGCUCUCCCCCUGUGCCAGUGAUGCAUUCCCCUCCUAGGCCUGUUACUGUGAAAGAUCAGCAAGAUUGGAAGAUACCUCCUUGUAUGUCAAAUUGGAAGAAUCCUAAAGGUUACACAAUCCCACUUGAUAAGCGUCUUGCAGCUGAUGGGAGAGGCCUUCAAGAUGUUCAGAUUAAUGAUAAUUUUGCAAAGCUUUCAGAGGCAUUGUAUGUUGCAGAGCAGAAGGCUAGAGAAGCAGUUGCUAUGAGGUCUAAGGUUCAGAAGGAGAUGCUUCUGAAGGAGAAGGAACGGAAAGAGCAGGAGCUGAGGGCUUUGGCUCAGAAAGCACGCUCAGAGAGAACUGGUGUAGCACCUCCAGCUGCUGUUGCCAUUCCUUCUGAAAGGAGCAGCAUGGAAGAUGCUGACAUGAGAGUUGAUUAUGAGCAUUCACGGGAAAGGGAGAAGAAUUACCCUAAGGAGACAAGGGAGGAAAGGGAGGAACGACUGCAACGAGAAAAAAUUCGUGAGGAACGACGGAGAGAGAGGGAGAGAGAGAGAAGAUUAGAGGCUAAGGAUGCAGCAAUGGGGAAGAAAAGCAAGAUUACAAGAGAUAGGGAUCGUGAUAUUAGUGAGAAAGUCGCUCUUGGCAUGGCUUCUACAAAGCCAGGGACAGAAGUUAUGUAUGACGAAAGGCUGUUCAACCAGGAUAAAGGAAUAUCUUCUGGGUUUGCCACUGAUGAUCAGUAUAAUGUUUAUGACUCUGGCUUGUUUACUGCUCAGCCGACACUCUCAACCUUGUACAGGCCAAAGAAAGAUAUGGAUUCUGAUGCUUAUGGAGGUGCGGAUGAGCAAUUGGAGAAGAUUAUGAAGACUGAUCGCUUUAAACCUGAUAAAGGAUUUGCUGGUGCUUCUGAAAGGACAGGUCCAAGAGAUAGGCCAGUUGAAUUUGAAAAUGAAGAAGCUGAUCCAUUUGGCUUGGAUCAGUUCUUGACGGAAGUGAAAAAGGGCAAGAAAGCCAUGGAAAAAGUUGGUAGUGGAGGAACUAUGAGAGCAAGUGGCGGUUCUUCAAUGCGAGACGGUCAUGAGGGAGGUUCUGGUAGGACUCGCAUUGGAUUUGAAAGAGGGCAUUGAUUGGUGGCUUGUUGGAUGGAAUCCAGUCUCCAUUACUGAUGGUGGAGAUCCUGUACGCUGUUUACACAACGCUGCUUUGUCUUUGACUCCUAGUAGUUGAAAUAAAAUUUAAUUUUUGUAUCUUGUUUGUAAACUACUUAUGACUGCUAUAGCAGAGCACGUAAAUUCACUGCCAAAUUGUUACAAAUGGAAUGAGACUUUGUUAUUUCUGGUAA
Molecule: messenger RNA, 2512 nt
Organism: Prosopis cineraria
Lineage: Eukaryota; Viridiplantae; Streptophyta; Magnoliopsida; Fabales; Fabaceae
Product: SNW/SKI-interacting protein A
Exons: 2
Coding region: 492-2297 (601 amino acids)
Biological process (GO): mRNA splicing, via spliceosome
Cellular component (GO): spliceosomal complex
Source: RefSeq, a predicted model, not a curated record